Messenger RNA from Dioscorea cayenensis subsp. rotundata (Guinea yam), 623 nucleotides. Its product is annotated as transcription factor-like protein DPB. Bases 51 to 623 code for a protein of 190 amino acids. Gene Ontology annotation, biological process: regulation of transcription by RNA polymerase II; regulation of cell cycle. The record is from RefSeq and is a predicted model, not a curated record. Gene Ontology annotation, molecular function: DNA-binding transcription factor activity, RNA polymerase II-specific; RNA polymerase II transcription regulatory region sequence-specific DNA binding. NCBI's taxonomy places the organism in Eukaryota, Viridiplantae, Streptophyta, Magnoliopsida, Dioscoreales, Dioscoreaceae. Gene Ontology annotation, cellular component: transcription regulator complex; nucleus. The transcript is spliced from 3 exons.
CCCCACUCUUUCUCCGAUCCCUCUUCACGCCCUCUUCCAUCUCUCCCGCUAUGGUCACCAGCACCACCCACCAACGCGCGGCCGCCGGCGAGAAGAGCUCCGACACGACCUCCAAGGGGGCCGGAACCCGUCCCUCUUGGGCUACGGCUUCUGCUCUCUCUGGCGGCCACUCCGCGUCCACCAGCGGCAGCGCUGGCUCGCCUUCUAGCCGCUCAGAGCCUGCUGCCUUGGCUUCGGCUGCCGCCACCACUCCUGUCAGCGAGAACACCUUUGUCCGGCUUAAUCACCUUGAUAUCCAUGGUGAUGAUGCCGGAUCCUCUCAGGGUGCUGCUAGUGCUAAGAAGAAAAAGAGAGGAGCACGAGCAGUUGGAGCUGACAAGAGUGGCAGAGGACUUCGUCAAUUCAGUAUGAAAGCCUGUUUGCUCAUUCCAUUCGAAACUCGUGAGAUCCUCGGGUUGGGCUGGCAAUCCGAUCCGGAGAUCGGAGUCAUGGCGGAGACACCUAGAUCCGCCGGGACAGAGUGGGGAGUUCGACUAAGUGCACCAUCACCGGAGCUGACUCUCAAUCAUUUCUUGGAUCUAUGGGUGUUUUGCGUUGUUGUUUCAUUUUCUCCGCAAGAAUGA